Molecule: messenger RNA, 831 nt
Organism: Danio aesculapii
Lineage: Eukaryota; Metazoa; Chordata; Actinopteri; Cypriniformes; Danionidae
Gene: he2
Product: high choriolytic enzyme 2-like 1
Exons: 9
Coding region: 1-831 (276 amino acids)
Biological process (GO): proteolysis
Molecular function (GO): metalloendopeptidase activity; zinc ion binding
Source: RefSeq, a predicted model, not a curated record
AUGCUCUGUGUGGGUAUUUUUGUGGGAUUGGUGUUAGAAUCCUGGUCUUUACCUGUGCAGAACUCUUCAUUGGUUCAUCAAGCCAGGCUGAGGUCAAAAAGAGAGUACUCAGAGCAAUACGUGGACCCAGAAGAGAUGAAUGCCAUGGACAGGAUCCUGAGAGCAAAUCAGCGUAUAGGGUUUCCAUUAAGAGAGGGAGACAUACUUAGUCCAGGAUCCCGCAGUGCCAUUACCUGUCUAGGAGAUUCCUGCCGCUGGCCCAAAGCUGUGGACGGAUUUGUGUAUGUACCAUACAUCAUGUCCACAUUAUAUGAUGAUAUGGACAGAAUCACGAUAGAAACAGGGAUGUUGGACAUUUCCUCUGCAACCUGUGUGAAAUUUGUGCCUCGCACACAUCAAGCAAACUUCCUCAAUAUUCAGUCUAGAUAUGGCUGCUGGUCAUAUUUGGGAAUGACAGGAGGCAGUCAGACGGUCUCUUUGCAGUCUCCAGGUUGCAUGUGGUCAGGAGUGGCUUCCCAUGAGCUCAUGCACGCUCUGGGCUUUGUACACGAACAGUCCCGCUCUGACCGUGACCGCUACGUUUCCAUCCUGUGGGAAAACAUCAUAGAGAAUCAAAGACACAACUUUAGGAAGUAUGAGACCAACAACCUCAAUACCGCAUAUGACUACAGUUCUGUCAUGCAUUACGGCAGGUAUGCCUUCUCAGAGGACGGGGGGCCCACCAUCAUCCCUAAACCAGACCCUUACAUUCCCAUUGGCCAGAGAGACGGGCCGAGUAUUCUGGACAUUCACAAAAUAAACAUCUUGUAUAACUGUGGUGGCCUUGUGUGA